CCGGACAACUCCUUCCGCAAGUUCUCCUACCUGCCCUUCCUCCCCAGCCAGGGCGACUUCUACGACUGCCGGGUGGAGCACGGGGGGCUGCCCGAGCCCUUCACGAAGCACUGGGAAGCCCAGGUGCCCACCCCCAUCCCCGAGACCACAGAGACCCUGGUGUGCGCCCUGGGCCUGGCCAUGGGCAUCAUCGGCAUCAUCGCGGGCACCAUCCUCAUCAUCAAGGGGAUGAAGAUGAAUGCUGCCCGCAACCCGCGGGGCCCCUUGUAAACGCGGGGAGGAGCUGGGGCUCCUGAAUCCCCCAGGUGCCUUUGUGGGACCCACUCGCACACCCCCUCUGCGCUGCCCCGAGCGUCCCUGCUCCGUGCCCAUUGGUGCCAGCUGCUGUACUCAGACCACUGGCCCCGUAAUUGUGCUGAGUCAACCUGCUAGAGACUCAUCAGGGAGCCGGCCCCUUGGGCUCCCCACUUCUCCACACUCCUGUGCUGGGCUUAGGGGGGCACCUAUCCAGGGAGAGGGCUGCUGCCCCGUGGGGCUGGGAAUGGGGGUCACCCCUUGUUAGGGGGCAGCAGGG
Chelonoidis abingdonii (Abingdon island giant tortoise) is the source of this 574-nucleotide messenger RNA. RefSeq names its product HLA class II histocompatibility antigen, DR alpha chain-like. Lineage: Eukaryota; Metazoa; Chordata; Testudines; Testudinidae. The record is from RefSeq and is a predicted model, not a curated record.